AUGCAGCAGGCACCCAGCGUCGUGCUGGCGGCGGUCGUGCUGGCGGCGGCGGCGUUCAACCAGCUCUCCGCCGUCGACAGCCUGCCGUCGCGGGCGCGGGGGCUCAUGGCCUAUCUGGCAGGCAGCGAGCACGCCGGCGCCGGCUCCUCCAUGCCGCUGCACUCUCGCUGGUGGCCCGCGGCGGCGGCGGGCACCCGCGGCCCACCCGCGGCCCUCUACUCCCGCCUCUGGGGCGUGAUGGGCGAGAGCUGGACCGCAGAUGGGCCCAUCCCAGACUUCAGCUUCGCAGGCUACCGCGGCGGCACGGAGCCCAUCCCGGGCCCGCCGCUGACCCGCAAUUUCAGGCAGUUCAAGCGGGGCCACAAGGGGCGGUCCAGCACCGAGGCCCUGGAGGCGAUGGUGGCCUGGGCCAACAAGCAGCCGCCGGAUGCGGGCUGGGUGGUGCUCUACAUGCCGGUCGGCACCUUCACAAUUGAGCGACCCAUCACCAUAACGCGCCCAAAGACGGUGCUACGCGGGGCGGGCCGCACCAAGACCACCCUGUACCUGCCCAACAGCCUGGCGGGGGCGGCAGACGGCAAGAAGGGCGCCGUGCCCAUGCCCGCGGCCUGGAUCAAUGUGGAGGGAGGGUGGGAGGAGCGGCAGCUGGCGCGGGUGGUGGCGGCGGCGCCGCGGGGCGCCUCCACCCUGCAGGUGGACGACCCCUCUGGCCUCAAGGCUGGCCAGCUGGUCACUCUGGUAUAUGAAGGCGACAGCAACGGCAGCAACGGCGGCGGCGGCGACGGGGAGUCGAUGCAAGAGGCUGGGGAGGGAGCCGUGCGCUUCACCAGCCGCGUGCUGGCCGUCACAAACCACGAGGUCACCCUGGAGCGGCCGCUGCCGCUUGCUGUGCGGCCCGAGCUGGAGCCAGUCCUGGUCCGCCGCACGGCCGCCGCGCACGACGUGGGCAUCGAGCGCCUCUCGCUGCGGUUCAAGUGGCAGCCCUACGCCGGGCACGCCGCCGGGGAGAAGCAGGGGGCCGGGCGCACGGGCGUGCGGCUGUCGGGGGCCGCCGACUGCUGGGUUAGCGACGUGGGGGUGGUGAAUGGGGAUGAGGGGGUGGCGGUGGAGGGCAGCGAGAGGGUGACGGUGCGGCUGCUGGAUGUGUCGGCCACCAAGCCGCGGCACGGCGGCCCCGAGCGGGCGGAGGGGCACUGGGGCGUACGUGUCGGCGGCGGCAGCGCAGACAUCCUCGUCACCGACUUUCUGGUGCACACGCGCAUGGUGCACGGCGUGGGGGUGCGGGGCGCCGCCCGGCUCUGCGUCUUUGAGCGCGGCUUCCUGACUGAGGGCAACCUGGAGCUGCACAGCCCCGCCGCCUCCCAGAUCCUGUUUACCGAUGUGCAUGUGGGCGACACACCUGGCGGCUUCGCCUCUGCCAGCCCGCCCUCCUCAAGACCCAACACUGGGCUGCCAGCCCGCACCGUGUUCUGGAACGUUCGCAGCUACGGCGGCACGCACCUGCCGCCGCGGCACAGCGACGACGGCGGCGGCGGCGGCGGCAGCUGCGGCUAUGGCUCGGAGCUGACGUUUGUGGGCGUGAAGUUUGAGCUGGCGGCGGGCAGCAGCACGCCAUGCCAAGGGUGGCACUAUGAGCCGGGGCCCAUCACCCCGCCAAACCUGGCAUGGGCGCAGCGGGUGCGGCGGCGCAGCCAGCAGGCCCAGGCGGCGGCCGGCGGGGAAGAGGGCCCGCUUGCGGCUGAGCGGCCCGCCUCGGUGGCGGAGAUCAAGUUGAUAUGCGCCGGGAAGUUUCUAGAAAACAACGUAGUUCUUGGCAGCUUGCGGCAUGUGUUUGGAGAGCCGGGUUCCGACACAAUCGUGACGAUGCAUGUGGUGCUGCGGCCACCCCAGCUAGCCAAGGUGUCGGGCCCCAAGCAGCAGGAGCAGCAGAGCAAAGGCUGCUGUGUCAUCAGCUGA
This is a messenger RNA of Chlorella variabilis, 1956 nucleotides long. RefSeq lists its product as hypothetical. The record is from RefSeq and is a predicted model, not a curated record. NCBI's taxonomy places the organism in Eukaryota, Viridiplantae, Chlorophyta, Trebouxiophyceae, Chlorellales, Chlorellaceae. The transcript is spliced from 12 exons. Bases 1 to 1956 code for a protein of 651 amino acids.